AUGGCUUCGGUUGAGGAGUUAGAUUCCAAUCUCAAACUCCUUACGCAUCAUUCAUCUGUGCUGAUCAAGGCUUGUCCACUAUCACCCCACUCUCGUACUCUUCCCAAGGCUCCUGCGAGCACUGAUACGACAGUCUCAUCACUCAUCGAGCCACAACCAUUGCUCGAUGAUGGUACACCCCCCACGAGUAAGGAGACUGCGACUGCAUCCUCAACACCGUCUCGUUCAUCAAAACGUCCAUUGCCACUUCAUCGAUUCUGUUCAUCUUCACCAACUGCCUCAUCGAACACUGCUGUCUUUGAUUAUAAUUAUGACGAUAAAACUCCACAAAUCAGUCCAACAGCACGCCUAGUUGGUGCAAUUCCACCAAAUACACCAACAACACCAGCCAAUUCACCAAUGUUCAGUAUGAUUAUUACGGCGAGUAGAUAUUUUGGAACGAUAUCGUUGAUAAGUUUGCCGUGUGAUUGUCGGCAUGUUGGCAUACCGGUUGAAAGAAUCGCUAAUUUAACGCAUGUGCUUUCAAAGGAUAUGAUAUUCAACACUGUUCUAGCAACAGGCAAUCUUCCUGGAGGACCGAAUGUGGUUGCAAUUGAUAAUAAAAUUGAGCAGGCUAUGGAUUUAGUCAAAACACAUUUAACAUUCGCUGUUCGUGAGGAGGUUGAAUUACUGCGUUCAACGAUUGUCGAACUGGAAGCGAAAGUUGCACAAUUGGAGAGUCAAAAUCAAGUUUUGAAGCAAUUUGCGCCUGCUGAAGUAGUAGCCAAUCUAGCGCUUCUUGUGCAGAAUGCACAGCAGCAGAAGCAAUUACAACAGCUCCAGCAACAAGCUCAAAUUGUCACUCUACCACCUGUUUCGGGUACAUCUCUAGUGCCACCGGUCAUAUCUAGUGCGCAGUUAGGGCAAGUGGCAUCCGAUGAACUGCAAUCGUCAGUUGGUGUUAUACCUGUGCCUAACACCUCGACUGCAACUGAUUCGAAUUCUAACCAAAUCACGUCAACUUCUAUGCCGAGUGCUACUGAUAUCACCACUACAAGCCAGUUGUCUUCAACACUCAAUUCAAUGGCUGUCAAUUUAAGCAGUUCUACGAGCAGUACGAAUACUGCUGCGAAGUAA
Molecule: messenger RNA, 1116 nt
Organism: Anisakis simplex (herring worm)
Lineage: Eukaryota; Metazoa; Nematoda; Chromadorea; Rhabditida; Anisakidae
Source: the annotation of a GenBank genome assembly